This is a messenger RNA of Paramuricea clavata, 1937 nucleotides long. Lineage: Eukaryota; Metazoa; Cnidaria; Anthozoa; Malacalcyonacea; Plexauridae. The record is from the annotation of a GenBank genome assembly.
GUUGUUAUCCUCCACCAUAUGUUAUCAAAAGCAACCAUCAAAGCAAGACCAACUGUCUUGUGGUGUUAUAAAAAGGAACUUGGAUUUAGCAGGUAAAGGUGUGCUUCCCCUCAUGUGUCCACUACUGCUCAUGCCACUCUUUGUGGUAGAUAAACAGAUUCAUCAGGGCAAUGUUAACUGGCUGUUGCAGUAAAUUGAUAUAUUGAUGUCAAAUAGAAUUAUAUUAUUAGAUAUUACAUUUUAUUAUUGUAGUGUAUCAAUAUACUGAUAAAAAUAUAGAAGAUGCAUGCAUAGCCAGGAAAAGACAUUUUAAAAUUAAGAAGUUCUCUGGUCAAAUUAUUUUAAUGACGAGUUUUUGGCUAUCAGACUUAUAGCCUUUAAUGGGUAACUAACUAACACCAUGACAUAUAUAAUAUAUAUAUAUAUAUAUAUAUAUAUACAGGCCGGGUGUCCCAAAAAAAACUGGACACUGUUUGAUGUCAUGUGAUGUAACGUGAAAGCUAUCAAUUAGCUAUCACAGUGAAAUAAAGAUCAUAUUGCAUUCAAAAAGGACUAACUUAGAUUUUGAUAUUAAUAUAACCCUUGAAUUUACAUGCAAUAUUGAGCAGGAUACAACCAAUUUGAGAAUAGAAAUAUUUAUUAUGUAACAAGUAUAACUAUGUCGGUAAUUACAAGGUUUUUUGUGUGCUAAUUUUUGACAUUUUCAACAACAGUAGUUCAACGUUCAAACAUCAAUAGCGCAGUCAAUAUUACAUGUAAAUUCAGGUGCCAUAUAUCAAAAUCUAAGUUUAAUAGUCCUUUCUGAAUGCAACGAUCUUUAUUUCAAAGCUUUUACGUUACAUGAAAUCAGACAGUGUCCAGUUUUUUGGGGGCGCCGGGUAUACUACACAAUGAUGUUAUUGUGACUAGGUAAUUAAGUAUAGGCACGCAUAUAAAAUAUUUGGAGUUUGUAGGUUAUUGUUUCUGUAAAAAAAAUAGAAUAUUGUUGCGGUAAAUUCAUGAGGUUUUUCUCAGGGAAAAUAUCAGUAUCGAAUUGUUUCAAUACUGGAAGGUAAACUGACCCUUAUUUUAGUCAGGCAGAUACAGGAUCAAAAUUAUGGAAAACUCACCAUAUCGAGGGGCAAUUUCAUUUUGCGUUUAUAUUGUGCCCUGAUGGCUAGUAAGUACGUUUCUGAAUGUUGGCCGCGUUAAAAGGGCUCCUGCCGACACGUUUUUCUUCGAAUGUUGUAUUAGACUCUAUAUACUGAUAACAGUUAAAAAAUGUGAAAUUUCAAAUACACUUUCUAACACAAAUGACUUACAUCAAUAGAAAGCUAACAAAAAAACUACAUAUAAGACAUUUAAAUGGAUAGUUGGGAUUUUCAAGCGGUUUUCGAGUUAUUGCCGCUUCAAUUGUGAAAAAUAAGCCAAAAUCUUGCAAAGUUGCUCGGUACUAGUCUGAAAAUACGCUUUCAACAGCUCAUAACUCAAGAAGAACUUGAAAAACCCGGGUAACCGUUUAAAUGUGUUAUAUGUAGUUUUUUGCAAUUACAUUUUUUAACUGUAAUAGAGUUUAAUACAACAUUCGAAGAAAAACGUGUCGGCAGGAGCCCACAAGAAAUUUUAACGCGGCCAACAUUCAGAAACGUACUUACUAGCCAUCAGAGCACAAUAUGAAGGCAAAAUGGAAUUGCCCCUCGAUAUGGUGAGUUUUUUUCCUUCUAUCUGCCCGACUAUUUAGUCAAAAAACCUUUUCCAAUGAUACAUUAUUUUUCAUUUCCUCCAGUCACAGGAAGAAAAGAAUGAAACAACUGCAGAAGAAGAUAAAAAGUGGAACACUGGACUUGAACAAAGACGAUCCAUUUGAAUUAUUUAUAUCAUCAACAAACAUCAGAUAUUGUUAUUACAAUGAAACACAUAAAAUACUUGGAAAUACGUAUGGCAUGUGCAUAUUACAG